This is a messenger RNA of Phragmites australis (common reed), 3160 nucleotides long. RefSeq lists its product as uncharacterized. Lineage: Eukaryota; Viridiplantae; Streptophyta; Magnoliopsida; Poales; Poaceae. The transcript is spliced from 3 exons. The record is from RefSeq and is a predicted model, not a curated record. Bases 2258 to 2923 code for a protein of 221 amino acids.
UCAAGAGCAAGGUCUGCAGUGUUUUGAAGGGGAUCAAUCAUCUUAAAAAAGGGAUCAUCUGCGCGUUGGAAAUGGGGAGAUGGUUAACAUAUGGAGUGAUCCAUGCCUCCCGUUUCCUCCACCAAAAAUCCCCAAAUCCCUAAAAUCCCUCCUGAAUCCUCUUCGCCCACCCUUUCCAUCGCCCAGAUCCAGCCAUCCUUAGCGCAAAGACCCCUUUUUUUCCCCUACUACCAUCCAUCCUCAGCCAGCCCCCAUCUCUACCUUUGCAGUUCCAUCCACAUCCUGCUCGUUUCGGCCUUUUGAUCACCAGUUUCAAGGAAAGGCUCCUCAAGGAGGCGGAUCUACCCCCUAUCCCCGAUCUGAUGGCGUGCAGAUGUGCGGAGCUGAUUUACCGCGUUGUCGCAGUUACGCCGAUAUGGCUAAACACCGGAGCUCCCUCCUUGGCGCUUCCGGUCAUGGCUUCCAGGUGCCCUCUCGUCCAGAGAGCAAUGGGGGUGCUCCUGCACGCCUGAACAACGAGGCUAGGGAUGGGGUCGUCUUGUUAAAUCCCUUCUUCCCGAUACAUGGUUUCUGCUCUGGUUCGGCGGACGCGCAACAAAUCAAUGCUGAGAUGCAAUCCAACAUUAGAGGAGUGAGUGCUCCUCCCUCGAGCCUAGCUACAGCGCCAAUCAGGUCUGAGUUGUCCACUCCGCCGCGAGGAAAGGCAUUUACAGCGGAUCGACUAGCUCACCAACUUCGCAACGGCAAGGGGGAGCAGUUCACUCAAUGCAGGCAGAAGCACGAAGGGGCAAGGCGCCCCUCAGGCUCCCAGACCUCACUCCAAAAGUCCCAGAUCUCAUCUCAGCAUAGCCAGAAGCUUCUUGAUGACAUGGUUGCGAGUUCGCAGCACUGUGGUACGGUGAUGUCAGAGCGUUGGGCUCGAGAUUCAGUAUUCGCUACGGAGGAUUGGAGUUGGUGAAGCCGAAGUACUGGUGGCGGAAGGUACCUGCGCAUUCAUGGCCCUCCUCUGCUAGCGUUUCCACCAUUACGCCGAAACAACGUCUCAAAUCGACAGUGUACUUAAGAAGACUGCAAGGAAAGUGCUUCAAUUACCUGGCUCCGGAUCACAAGGUUGCUGACUGUGGAGACCCAACAAAGUGUUGGCACUGCAACCAUUUUGGCCAUCGCUCCAGUGAGUGCAGUUUGAAGCAUCACAAGCCACACCACCAACCCUCCACUCCCCGUCUCCACUCAAAUCAGCCUCUGCAACCUUUGCAAAACCAUCGGCAACAACCAGCAGUUCGCAGUACUCCAGCUGACACUCCCUCCCUCUCGCCUGUCCGUCGAUCCCCCUCCCCCCACCUCUGUUGCUGCGAUGGCUUGUUUCCCUGGUGACCCAGCAGCUCGACCACUGAAGAGUUUACAGCAGUUGCGGCCACAGGCAACAUCGAGCGAAGGAAGGAGUUGCUCCUAGAUAGGGCUGCUGUUUGCUGGCUGGAGGGAGCCCGGCCAUAGACAAACCCUUACAUCCUGUCCGAUGCGUUGAUGAUGGAAUUUGGUGUCGUGGUCCACGAGUGCCAAUUGGUUAAGCACCAACCGGAGGACUUCCUGAUCAUCUUUGGCAGUAGACAGACCAGAGACGCUGUCGUCAAUGCUCAUCGGCUGCCCUACCGCGGUCGUGAGUUUCGCUUCAUGGCGUGAAAUGAAAGAAGAUUUGCUGAAUCGACCAGCUAGGGGUUCCAUGUUCGCUUGAGAAUCAAGGGUCUUCCAGCUCAAUCAUGGUUUGAGGAGGUUGCGGCACUAGUCAUUGGGAGACAUUGCGCUAUACACUAUGUUGAGGAGUAGUCAGGAGGAGAGAGCGCAUGCGUACCUAUGACCUUUGCGUACCUAUGACCUUUGGGCCUGGUGCAGCAACCCUGAACUCAUCCCAAAUAUUGUCUGGAUGACCAUUCCUGAGGCUGACCGUGAGCUGCCACCUAUCUCCAUUCCUCUGCCUCAAGUUGAAAUCGUUAUGACAGACCUUCAGAUGUCAAAAGAGGGCAAUCUUACAGACUCUUCAUCCAUUUGGAAAUCAUCCAAGACUUGGCUUUUCUCACCGACAAACCCUCGAUCCUCGCCAUAGCAAUAGGAGAUGGGAGUGCAUCUUGGAUUGGCAGUACGUGAUUCCGGAUGGUGGUGUGCAGGCUAACCACAUCCCCCACCGGCCCUGACACCGUGACGAGGGUGGCCGCCGGGACCGUGAUGGAUAUGUAGAUGAAGAUCGACAUCGCCACAGCCCAUGCGGACACCUCAGCCCUAUCGUGAUGAGGGCAGCGCUGUCCAGGGUAGGGUGCAGCGUGGACGUUACGAGCACCGCAGGGAUGGCGCUGUACUGCCACUGUCUUCUUCACCGCCGAGAAGUCCAGUUAGUCAUCAACACCAGGGCGUCCAGAAGCGGAUGUGGCGCAAGAAGGUUUCCUUCGUGUCGCCGAUCGCCACGAUCUGCACACCACGUCGCCAGUCACUUCUUACUCACCCAGAAGGCUUCCCCACCCCUGCGGUCAUUGACGAGAUCUUGGCGGAUGCUGGUGGGACGUCCAACAUCUCCAUCAUUCAAGGAGUGGAGGAAGAGGAACAUGAGGAGCAACAAAUCUGCGUGUCGUUUCCGAGUUCGCAUCUAGUGGAACUUCAACAACCACCCAUCAUGGCGACGCGCGAGGCCCACGAGCUCAUGGCCGAGACUGAACUGGAAGGCACGAGCUCACAAUUGAUCUCCUCUAUUAGGGAGACGGAGAAUGACGCCAUGACAACACUGGAGGUGGCCCGACACGUCAACUCUAAGCACUUCGAGCAGCCUCUGAGCAAGGAAGCGAUGGAGGUCAUCUCCAUGUUGGUGGACAAGGGGAGUCAUCUGAAGUUUAACAAAUCCAAGAAGGUGGCUCCCUCGGAGAUGGCCACGGCUUGAUGGGAAGGUCAUCAGCAGAAACAAGUAGCUUCGUUUUGGUUUGUCAUGUUUACCUGUAACCGUGUUAUGAGCACCUAUGUAGUUUCUACCGUGUGUAGUUCUCCUUCGGAGUCCAGUAGUAGUUGUUUGUGUUCUCUGUGUCAAGAUCUACGCACCUACAGGGCCUCAGCUAGUGUUGUUGUGGUAGCGAUAAUCAGUAGUAGAAGGCCUUCUGUCUUCCUGCUGAUCUACAAGAAG